AUGUCCAUUUCUCUGUCUGCUUCGACUGCCAACAUCGUCCUGAACGGCUUCUUCGAGGAUAACUCCUUUGUCUCUGGUGUUGAGGCCACCGCCGCCGACGCCGAGGUUUUCCAGGCUCUGUCUGCCGCCCCCGACGCCAGCGUCUUCCCCCACCUUGCCCGCUGGUACAAGCACAUCUCCAGCAAGGGUGAUGCCAUCAACAGCCUGAAGACCGCUGAUGCCCCCGUUGCCGCCGCUGCUGCCACUGAGGAUGAGGAUGACAUUGAUCUCUUUGGCUCUGAUGACGAGGAGGAGGAUGCCGAGCUUGAGAAGCUGAAGGCUGAGCGUCUCGCUGCCUACCAGGCCAAGAAGGUUGCCAAGGGCCCCGGCCCCGCCGCCAAGUCCAUGGUUACCUUUGAGGUUAAGCCUUGGGAGGCCGAGACCGAUCUUGAUGAGCUGCAGGUUCUCGUUAAGGGCAUUGAGAUGGACGGUCUCACCUGGGCCCAGACGGGUCAGAAGAUCCCCAUUGCCUAUGGUGUCAGCAAGCUCCAGAUUAACGCCACCAUUGAGGAUGCCAAGGUCUCGACUGACGACCUUAUUGACAAGAUCACCGAGUUCGAGGACUACGUCCAGUCGGUUGACAUUGCCGCCUUCAUGAAGCUCUAA
This is a messenger RNA of Kickxella alabastrina, 645 nucleotides long. Its product is annotated as EF-1 guanine nucleotide exchange domain-containing protein. The transcript has 2 exons. The record is from RefSeq and is a predicted model, not a curated record. Bases 1 to 645 code for a protein of 214 amino acids. Gene Ontology annotation, cellular component: cytosol; eukaryotic translation elongation factor 1 complex. Gene Ontology annotation, molecular function: translation elongation factor activity; guanyl-nucleotide exchange factor activity. NCBI's taxonomy places the organism in Eukaryota, Fungi, Kickxellomycota, Kickxellomycetes, Kickxellales, Kickxellaceae. Gene Ontology annotation, biological process: translational elongation.